AUGGGUUCCCACGCUGAAGAUCGGGUGGCUAUCAUCACCGGCGCCACUUCCGGUAUGGGGGUUGACCUGGUCAAAGACCUCUGUGCACAGGGAUGGAAGGUUGCUUGUGUGGGCCGACGUCGUGAAGCCGGCGAAGCUCUUCUUCAGAGCCUUCCAAAGCACAAUGCUCGUUUCUUUGCUGCAGAUGUCUCCAAGUACGACGAGCAAGCCAGCGUGUUCCAGCAAGUGCGCCAGCUCUGGGGCCGUAUUGAUGCAUUUUGUGCCAAUGCCGGCAUCGUCGAUACGUCCUCGAUCUAUAUCUACGACUGGAAGAAGAACAGCAAGGGCGUUGAUGAUAUCCCGCCUGCCCCUGACCUCUCCGUCGUCGAUGUCGACUACAAGGGCGUCGUGUAUGGCACUCAGCUGGCCACGCAUUUCAUGCGGUACAACCCACAGCCCGGGGGCCGGAUCAUUGUGACUGGCAGCAUUGGAGCUGUCUUCCCCCAUGAGUCGUACCCAGUGUACUGCGGCGCGAAGGCAGCCGUCAACCAUUUUAUCCGCGGUGUUGCACCGCUGCUGAAGCAGAAAGAGAACAUCUUGAUCAACUGUGUGAUGCCGGGGAUCGUUUCCACACCAAUCGUCCCCAUUGAGAUGAUCCAAGCAGUCACACCCGAAUGUCUCACUCCGGUCGAGACCAUCUUGAAGGCUUACCGCACUUUCCUCGAUGACUCGACCGGCAUGACGGGCCAGCUGCUCGAGUGCUCGGCCGACAAGCUGAUUUACUACCCCAUGCCCGAACCAGGUAAUGGCCGCAUCACCAAGCGAGCGAUCACCGUCUGGGAGCCGUUGUUCCGCAUGAUGCACGGGGAGGAUUCCAAUUUGCCCGAGGCGAUCUCAUAA
Messenger RNA from Penicillium alfredii, 879 nucleotides. Its product is annotated as SDR family oxidoreductase. The coding region runs from base 1 to 879 and encodes 292 amino acids. The transcript has 3 exons. Gene Ontology annotation, cellular component: cytoplasm. Lineage: Eukaryota; Fungi; Ascomycota; Eurotiomycetes; Eurotiales; Aspergillaceae. Gene Ontology annotation, molecular function: oxidoreductase activity, acting on the CH-OH group of donors, NAD or NADP as acceptor. The record is from RefSeq and is a predicted model, not a curated record.